GGGAGAGAGAGGGGGCAGGGCUGGAUGUGUGACUAUAGCAGCUAGCAGAUACAUCGGUAGCAGCAGAACUCCAAUGCAGACUCAGCCCGCAACAUCAGUCUCUCUGGGAGAGAGAAGAGAGCUGGCCGGAGCGUGUGAGACUGAGCACUGAGCACUGAGCCUGGACUGCAGGGCACAACACAAGAGGGACCAUCAAACAGCACAGCCCUCAGAAACAGAGAGGGAGUGAGGGCAAGGUGGAGAUAAAAAAAACAGAGGAGAGGAGAGAGAUUAAAAACUUGAGCGAGGGGAACGGAGAUUGAAAUAUACAGCAAGAAGGAACGAGAGAGAAAGAGAAAAAGGAGAGAAGGAAACAGAGAAAGAGAGAGAUACUGAGCAGGAGAGAUAAAAAAACGAGUGUGUGAGAGAAAGAAAGAGUGGAACAGAAAGAGAAGGGGAGAGAGAGAGCGUGGGUGCCAGGGAUGUGUGAGGAGAGAGCUCAGGGCCACAGUGUGGUGGGUGUGUGAGGAGAGAGCUCAGGUCCACAGUGUGGUGGGUGUGUGAGGAGAGAGCUCAGGGCCACAGUGUGGUGGGUGUGUGAGGAGAGAGCUCAGGGCCACAGUGUGGUGGGUGUGUGAGGAGAGCGCUCAGGGCCACAGUGUGGUGGGUGUGUGAGGAGAAAGCUCAGGACCACAGUGUGGUGGGUGGGUGAAUAGUCUCGAUAGCCUGUUCAUAUCGGAGACAUCGAGUCUGUGGAGAGCACGGAGUCCCAGGGGAGGAUGAAGAAGCACUCUGCCCGCGUGGCACCCCUCAGCUCCUACAGCACCUCUGUGCUCACCUGCACCGUCUCUGAAGGAGAGGAUGGCUCAGACUCCCCUGCAGAGACAGCAGGCAGCCAGGCAGGCAGGGCUCCCUCGCAUUGCCAGUCCUGUGCCUGCACGGCCCUCAGGGUCCUGGGCUCACUGCUGGUGGUGCUCUCCAUCUCCUCCUCCUGGGUGGGCACGACGCAGGUGAUGAAGCUGACCUUCCAGUCCUUCUCCUGCCCCUUCUUCAUGACCUGGUUCAGCACCAACUGGAACAUCCUUUUCUUCCCCAUCUACUACUCCGGGCACCUGGUCACAGGCAGCCCCAAGCAGACCCCCAUCCAGAAAUUCAGGGAGUGCAGUCGUAUUUUCGGAGAGGACGGGCUGACACUCAAGCUCUUUGUGAAGCGCACAGCCCCCUUCUCCAUCCUGUGGACCCUCACCAAUUACCUGUACCUGCUGGCUCUGCGCAAGCUGAGCGCCACCGAUGUGUCGGCACUCUACUGCUGCCACAAGGCCUUUGUCUUCCUGCUGUCCUGGAUCGUGCUGAAGGACCGCUUCAUGGGCAUCAGGAUAGUGGCGGCCAUCAUGGCGAUCACAGGCAUUGUGAUGAUGGCGUACGCAGACGGUUUCCAUGGAGACUCCAUCAUAGGCGUUGCCCUGGCGGUGGGCUCCGCCUCCACAUCAGCACUCUACAAGGUCCUGUUCAAGAUGUUCCAGGGCAGUGCCAACCUGGGCGAGGCGGCGCACUUCUUCUCCACCCUGGGAUUCUUCAACCUGAUCUUCAUCUCCUGCAUCCCCCUCAUCCUCUUCUUCACUAAGGUGGAGCACUGGGGCUCCUUCUCCGCCCUGCCCUGGGGGUACCUGUGUGGGGCGGCAGGGCUCUGGCUGGUGUUCAACAUCCUGGUGAAUGUCGGGGUUGUCCUGACCUAUCCCAUCCUCAUCUCUAUCGGCACCCUGCUGAGUGUGCCAGGAAACGCAGCGGUGGACGUCUUGAAGCACGAGGUGAUCUUCAGUGUGGUCCGCCUGGCCGCCUCCUUCAUCAUCUGCCUGGGUUUCCUGCUGCUGCUGCUGCCGGAAGAGUGGGACUCGAUGACGCUGCGCUUCCUGUCUACGUUCGCUGAGAAGAAGGGGGAGGAGCCCGGCGGGGAGCUGUCCGAGUCCAGCGUGCACACACGCAGCCGCAGCCGUGCCAACGGAGCCGUGUCCAUCCCGCUGGCCUGAUCCCCGGCCCCCGACCCCUCACAUGUAGGGCUGGGCCGGCACAUUCCCACAGUAACAGCGCCAGGGUUAGAGACUCACACCAGCCCCGCAGCUCCCAGUCCUGGGGUUCAGAACUCCGCUCAAUCCUGGUGUGUUAUUUAAACGACUGGGGAGCCAGGAGUUUGAGCAGUAAGGCUCCUGUUAAAUAAAUGAGCUGCCUGAAGAACUCCAGCUAAUAGUGUGAUCAGUUCAUUCACAGCAGAUUCUACAGCGUGUCUGACGGCUCAUAUUCCUGCCACCUGGUCCUUUCAUCAUUCUCCCUAAACAAGGGACUCGGAAGUGUCUAACCCUGAGCAGCUGUUACAAUAUUGACAGUGUUUUAGAAAUACAUUUUAUGACAGAAAAAAUUGGAUGUCUGCAGAAUAAUUUGAGUUUUUUUUAUUUGUGUUUUGAUCUAGGUUUGCAGGAGACACAGCCCUUACACUAGAAGUCCUGCAGUUUCACUGUAAAGCCCAGCAUGAUAGGAAUCAUGCACCCUCCAUUUCUUUUGGGACAAACUUAUCAAUACAGAUGCAUUUAGAAAAUAUAUCUAUUAUUAUUAUUAUUAUUAUUAUUAUUAUUAUUAUUAUUACUGCUCUUGGCACUAAUAUUAUAUACUGGACUGGAUGUAAAAUAUAACAUGCUAAAUAAAGAUUUUAAUAAAAAGAAAGCUAU
Molecule: messenger RNA, 2699 nt
Organism: Acipenser ruthenus (sterlet)
Lineage: Eukaryota; Metazoa; Chordata; Actinopteri; Acipenseriformes; Acipenseridae
Product: solute carrier family 35 member F4-like
Exons: 7
Coding region: 759-2006 (415 amino acids)
Cellular component (GO): membrane
Source: RefSeq, a predicted model, not a curated record